This is a messenger RNA of Epinephelus fuscoguttatus (brown-marbled grouper), 7760 nucleotides long. It is a transcript of the gene glra1, whose product is annotated as glycine receptor, alpha 1. Gene Ontology annotation, biological process: chloride transmembrane transport; nervous system process; signal transduction. The record is from RefSeq and is a predicted model, not a curated record. The transcript is spliced from 10 exons. Gene Ontology annotation, cellular component: synapse; plasma membrane; postsynaptic membrane. Gene Ontology annotation, molecular function: extracellularly glycine-gated chloride channel activity; transmitter-gated monoatomic ion channel activity; glycine binding. The coding region runs from base 491 to 1885 and encodes 464 amino acids. Lineage: Eukaryota; Metazoa; Chordata; Actinopteri; Perciformes; Serranidae.
AACCUGGACGAGCUUCCUCCCCGCAGCCCCGCCGGUGUCUCCGCUGCCUCUGUCCGAGGUCCUGAACCUCAUCCCGGGGUGGAUUUAGUGGAUUGUUGGUGCUUCACGGUGGCGCUGCUGCUGGAGGAGUGAGAGCGGACACAGGCAUGAAUCCAUGGUCGCUGAGGUCAUGAGCAUCCCGCGGCUCCGUACCGGCGACUCCGGGAUCUAAAACACACACAUACACACACACACACACACACACACACACACACGCACACACACACACACACGCACUCACACACACACACACACACACACACACACACACACACUGGAAGCGGAACAUUUUCAACUCACCUUGGAGGUCAUAAACCGCUACCACAAACCCCCCUCCCCUCUCCUCUUCUUCCUCCUCCUCUUCCUCCACUAAAGGAUUUUUUGUCAUCCUCUGGAGAGUGUGACCCCCCCUUCAGCAACAUCAUCACCCCCCCCCCCCCUUCCAAACAACAUGAGACUGGCCAAAAUGUGCCGACUGAAUGCGCUGGGGAUCUAUCUGUGGGAAACCGUGGUGUUCUUCAGCCUGGCAGCGUCCAAAGAAGCAGCGGCGAGGAAAGCAGCCUCUCCCAUGCCGCCCUCCGAGUUCCUGGACAAACUCAUGGGCAAAGUUUCGGGUUACGACGCCAGAAUCCGACCGAACUUUAAAGACCCCAAAGGCUCCAAAAAUGAAGCUACUCACAAGAAAGGUCCGCCCGUCAACGUAACCUGCAACAUUUUUAUCAACAGUUUUGGGUCCAUCGCUGAGACAACAAUGGACUACAGAGUGAACAUCUUCUUGCGACAGCAGUGGAACGACCCUCGGCUGGCCUACAGCGAGUACCCUGACGACUCGCUGGACCUGGACCCCUCCAUGUUGGACUCCAUCUGGAAGCCUGACUUGUUCUUCGCCAACGAGAAGGGGGCCAACUUCCACGAGGUCACCACCGACAACAAGCUGCUGCGCAUCUCUAAAAACGGCAACGUGCUGUACAGCAUACGUAUAACGCUGGUCCUGGCCUGUCCCAUGGAUCUGAAGAACUUCCCGAUGGACGUCCAGACGUGCAUCAUGCAGCUGGAGAGCUUCGGCUACACCAUGAACGACCUCAUAUUCGAGUGGGACGAGAAGGGAGCCGUGCAGGUGGCCGACGGCCUGACGCUACCUCAGUUCAUACUCAAAGAGGAGAAGGACCUGCGCUACUGCACCAAGCACUACAACACAGGUAAGUUCACCUGUAUCGAAGCUCGUUUCCACCUGGAGCGUCAGAUGGGCUACUACCUGAUCCAGAUGUACAUCCCGUCGCUGCUCAUUGUCAUCCUGUCCUGGGUUUCCUUCUGGAUCAACAUGGACGCCGCGCCCGCCCGGGUGGGUCUGGGCAUCACCACCGUGCUGACCAUGACCACACAGAGCUCUGGCUCCAGAGCCUCCCUGCCCAAGGUGUCCUACGUAAAAGCCAUCGAUAUCUGGAUGGCCGUAUGUCUGCUGUUUGUGUUCUCGGCCCUGCUGGAGUACGCUGCCGUCAACUUCAUCGCCCGCCAACACAAGGAGCUGCUGCGCUUCAGACGGAGGCGACGACACAUGAAGGAGGAUGAGACAGGCGAGGGGCGCUUCAGCUUCCCCGGCUACGGCAUGGGCCCCGCCUGCCUGCAGGCCAAAGACGGCAUGGCCAUCAAGGGCAACAACAACAACGCCCCGACCUCGGCCGCGCCCGAGAAGAGCAUCGAGGAGAUGAAGAAGCUGUUCAUUGGCCGGGCCAAACGCAUCGACACGGUGUCCCGCGUGGCCUUCCCGCUCGUCUUCCUCAUUUUUAACAUUUUCUACUGGAUCAUUUACAAGAUCAUCCGCAGCGAGGACAUCCACAAGCAGUAGUCGAGAGGCGGAGGAGGAGGAGGAGGAGGAGGAGGGCGAGAACAGUGCGAAGAGGAGAGAAACAAAACACAGAAGGAAACAGAGAGAGAUGACUUCAAUAGCAGAUGCCAUUGCCCCCUUUUUUCACACCAACCACGCCUCCUUUCCUCGUCCUCUUCCUUCAUCCUCUUCCUCUUUGGGUAGAGGUUAAGUUGCUUUUUGUGGCAGUCGCCCCCCUCCGCCCUCCCUGACACCUCUUUGAGAUAUUUAUUGCUUUCUGUUCCCUUUAUCCUCCUCUCCUCUCUCCUGCCCCAAAUCCCAACUCAUUCCGGCUUCUUCCACCUCCUGAAUAACCCGGACCAGUGCAAUAGCAAUGCAGUAAAAUGCAUGAUAUAUGAAUGUGGCAAUAUAUUAAUGAAAAGAUGACAAAGUAAACACAGACCUUUGCAGGCACGCCCAACAGACUGUGUGGGAGUGGACGGACUGGAAGGACAGAAGACGACAGAGUCUUGUAUUUGAUUUUAGGGUUUUCUUUCUUUGUGUGGAGACAGAUGUUUGCUGUCGGGACGGGGUGGGGGACGUGUGAGCGGCAUACAGCAGUGUAAUAUACUCAUAUAUCUAUCAUAGAGCGAGAAAAAAGAACUUUAUUUGUAGAGGAAACACAGGCGUCUGGAAACAAGGGAUUUUUCACCCCAAAAUAAGGAAGGAAGGAAGGAAGGAAGGAGGUAAGGAAGGAAGGCGGAUCGGUGCUUCCAUUCAAUACAGCAAUGCAAGGAUCAUGCAUUCUAUAUAUCUAGAUUUGCUUCAAACGUGUAUUGCAGGCACUCCUCAACGCUUUUCCUCCCCGCCCCCGCUGCCAACACCACGAAACCUUGAACUGCAGAGACACUCGAGGUUCGCUGCUGCCGCUGUCAAUCAUAUGACUGGACGAAAAAACAAAAAAAUAAAAUACAGAAACACUGGAUGAGCAGUGCUGAAGAUUUUCUGAGACAAAUAUCUCAUUUAUCUGUGUCAACGUGUUCCUCUUCCUGUCCUUCGUUAGUUUCAUGUUGCAUCUGUUGGUUCUUCGUUUGUUUCUUAAUUUCUGUGCCAAGUAAACAUGUCGCUUGUGGCUGUGCAGCGCUCUGCAGCUCCCACCUUUGUGUCAAGAGGAAGGCAGACGCUCUGACGUCAGCCGUCAUGCCGACUGACUCACAGCUUCUUCGGGGUGUUUUUGAUCCCUGAGAUGUUGGUUUGUUUUCACCGAGUGGAGCCGGUCGAUCCUGGACUGAGUCAGAUCCUCGUUUGCUUUCCUCGUUGUGUUCGUGGGGACUGAACCACAGAUAUGUUUACAUCUUAUUAGUGCUUCCUUGCUUUGACCCCGCCUUAAUGUGACACCCCGCCCUUCCCCAGCUGAGAGGACAUAUGUAGUAAACUAUACAGAUUAUAGCACCUGUUAUACCUUAAUUAACUGUAUCUCCAUCUCAUCCACCAACUGUAGCUGCAAACGCCGUCAUCUGUGAGAAGCUACGUCAUCGUCACCACACAGAGGACAAACGCAGGAUUUAUGUUGCUGUAGCCAUGUUGGACGGGACUCGAUCAUUCUGCAGGUCAUUUGUUUUUUUCACUCCACACCAGGCUUCUCUAUGCAAUGACCAGUAUAUGCAAUAUGAUUUUAACUUCCUUUCAGCAGCUCCAUCUCAAACACGUCACGACUCAGUCAGUUGUUUUCUGGCUCAUUCAUCCCACUGCUCACUGUUAAACGCUCUCUGAAGCUUGUUGGUACACACAGAGUGAGUGCAGACCAUGAAGAGUUAAAUACAUACAUACAUACAUAACCUGUGUGCAGAUGGGAUCAUGUUGAGACAAAGCUCUGAGCCGUCAGUGCAGAAAUUUACCAGGAGAAAAGUUUUACUUCUGCAGAAAUGUUUAAUAUUGUUCCUCGUUCACAUCGUCACAUCUGCAUCGUUUAUUCCAGAAAAUCCCAAAGUGCUUUUUUAUUUUACAGAUGUACAGAGAGGGUUUAACGUGAACACUUGAAGGAGACUUUUUCCAGUUUUGUAGCAAAACCAGCUCAAAGUGAGUUAAACAUUUGUUUUACCUUCACUGCAGUUGGAUUGAUUUCAUUUAAACAGUGUUCAGCUGCUCCUCCACACAGACGACCGUGACGUCGAUCUUCUCCUCCAACUUUCUGAAAAAAUGUGAAUAAUGAUAUUUUCCAAACUGUUGAACCACACAGUGUUUAAAGAGCCACGUUACUGCAGCUGCAAAGAAACCACAGUCACAGAGUUUCAAUAAAACCUGAAGCUAGAAAUAUUUCAGACUUCUGACAAACACAGACUGUCUCUGUGUGGACCUGCUGUGUUUCCUGAAUGAGGACGUAAAGUGAUUUAAACAUAUUUAACGUCACAGUAAAUGUUAAGUGGAGUAUGGAGCACGGCAUGCUGGGAAACGUGGUUCAGAACCAGGAAAAUGAAAAUGUCUCCUGGUCCAAAUGUUUUGCUCCGACUUGGUUUUAAAUCAAAACCAAAGAUAAGUUUAAUUUCAGUUCAAGAUGUGUUGCAGGAUGUGAUGUCAUACAUGGUUUGUCUUAUAAACACCAGAUGCAGUAUUUAAAGUUUGACACAUUAACUUCAGAUAUAAAUCAGAAAUUGUAUCCAGUCAUCCCAUCGUCACAGUUUGUACUGGUUAAACAUGUUUCACCAGUUAAACUGACACACUGAGACUUUUUGGAUCAGAUUUGUUUCAACAGCAGUGUGUCGACGUGUGUGCAGACUGUAGGAGAUGUUUUAUUACAUGAUGAGUGUGUGGGACUGAUGCGAAGGGCUAAGCCACGCACACACAUCCUUCUGUUCACAUUCCAACAUGUUGUAAAGAUAAAGUGGACGUGCCAUAAAAUUCACCACAGUAACUAUGCAUUUAAUUCACUGAUUCAUUCCCAGAUACAGCGACGUAAUACGUUUCAAGACCGUGAUCACAAAGGAUGCUCUGUCUUUUUAAUAUUCAGUUAUUUCAAUUCAAUUCAACUUUAUUUACCGCAAAAGAAAUUGUGGUGCCAGAGAAAACUUACAAUAAGUUAACAUUAACAAACCAGUAAGAACCAGAACAACCAGUGGGUUCCUCCAUUCAGGGUCACACACUGGCCCCAGUUUUUAAAACAAUACAGUAUUAAAUAUCAGAAUAUUCCAAAGAUAUACAUAUAAAACUAACUAAACUUACCCUAAAGUAAAUCCAGAUGAGAUUCUUACGCAGCUUCAUGGCGUCCAAAUAAAAACCAGUAAAAUUACUUUGAAAGAAUUUUAAUGUUUUGAGAAUGAGCUCAUUUUCAGUUUUUGAAAUAAAUACAUAUGUUUUAGCAUCUUUUUAAAAGUUUCUAAAAGUUUCCAAAUAAAUUUGUUGUUUGAAAAAAAAAAGUUGCCAGGGUCAUCUGAAAAGUUGCUAAAUCUGGCAAUGAAAUUGUUAAAUUGGCAUGACUGUUCAUACUCAACUUCAAGACGUCAACUCUGUCAUUUAGAUAAGUAGAGAAAAUGUAGGGAAACAUCAGAGUGUCGCUAGCCAGCACGCUCUUUAGAUUGCUUUAUAGAAAAUGUGCGGGCGACUUUAACAUAGCCUUUCUUUGUUGGACCAUAUGAUCUUUGUUUCCUGAAGCUGAAACAAAAAGUCUUUAGUUUUUCCAGAAAUACUAAAAUGAUCUCGUUGCAACCAGUGUUCAUUUUGUUGAUGAAAACUAUGAUGACAAUUGUUCGUCAGUGACCUGUUUUCAGUGACAAACACGAGACAAUGCGUUUGGAAUUUCUGUCGACUACAAUUAGGCUAAAACUCUGAAGGAUUAAAAUGACUAAAAUGUGACUCAAGACUUUUAAUCUCAAGACUCAGACUAAAUCUAAAACAGCUGUCAGAAUGAACUCUGGCUGCUACGUCAACUCUCUCCCUCACGUGCUGUUUAGCUUCGUCCUAAUUUUAGUCUUACUUUGUUGAAGGUAAUUUUAUUCACUCUGUGCAGCGUCACAAGACGUGUUCUGAUUUCUUGGUUCACAAACCUACAGAGCCCACAGAAUAACAAAAGGUACAUUAACAUUAAAAAAAUGUUCCUUGAGAAGGCUGACUAACUGCGUAACGAGGAGUGAUGUCACAGCGGAUUUACUCUGGUCAUGUUUGUGAGGAAAUUAAGUUGCAUUUACCGUACAUUAAGCAGGUUUACUGACGCUAACAUACUGCUUAAGUUCAUUCCAAAGUGACAUCACCAUAGUUUGGUGGUGCGUAUUUUGAGGUCUGUUCUCAGAGCUUCAGUUUUUCAUCCUUUCUGUGUGAUUUCACAAACCUCAGUGUUAAUAAAGAUUGUGUUCACAUUGCAACAACAAGUCAAUCUAAAUCUAAACAACAGGAAAGGUCAUUUUCCCGCAACUCCUAAAUAAAGUAUCUGACGAGCUCAGAGUAGCAGUGACAGGCAGACGGAUAUAACGCUGUGAAAGGGUCGCAGUUACAAAUCAAAACUAUGCGGUUAGGUUCAGAGACAAGAUCACAGUUUGAGUCAGAAUAAGCGCGUUUGUCAUGUUGAGUUUUGGAUUCACAUGGGACACAAACAGCAGUCUGUUCAAGUCCUGUGUCUGUUUGACAUGUCCGUCCACCACAACCUUUUCCUUACACUGACUUUGUAGCUGUGUCACCUGACUUCCUUCCUGCCCCCGUCAUUACGGCCACUAGAGGUUGUCACCUAACAGUAAACAUAAAGUGCUUCCACAAACCACUCGUGGUCGUUUUUCUGGGUGGUAAGAGCGAUGAAUUACAGAUACAAACCCGCCCAUGUUGAGUCCCUUCAGGACUGCAGAGUGACUUUUGGCUCUGUGUCUGUAGCUUCCUCUGUGAUCACGGCUUGAAAAACAUCAGCAGGUUCAGUCUUUAUUUUCCUCCCGUGCCAUAUAAGACACUGCAUCUGGAGUACGUCCAAAUCUCUUGGAUCCAACAGCAGUCGUCCAUGUUCAUACAUACAUAUCUCUUCGUGCCAUAUGGAGGUUGAAUAUGCAACUGAAAAACAAGGACCUAAAGCAUAUCACGCAUUCAUUCAACGACCAUUUUACAUGACUGGUACCUUUCCUCAGACGUGGCUGUCGUGUGUCUCAUCGUCAUUUUAAAGCUUCGUCAUCGGCCUCACGUCAUUGUAUUAACCAUUGUUCUACUGUGUGGGACGGGGGAGGGGAGGGGGGAGGGGUUCGUAACAUGAGAUAGAUUCUGGGUUUAUAUUGCAUUACGAUGCGAUGUGAUGCGUACGUACGGACUGAACUAAGACAGAUGUGUUUCUAAAUGAGAUGGAUUUUAAAGUAGCAUGGUUUGAUUUGUCUGAUUAAUGAUUCUGUUGGUUUUUGGGGGGUUUGUUUGAUUCUCUUGUAUUUUAUUGUAUGUAUUGUACAAUCUGAUGAGGGAGAGGGAAAACACAGUGACUCCUGAACUGCUGUGAACUAAAGGAAACAUUAUUAUAAUUAUGAUUAUCCUGAUUAUGGUAUUUAUUUAUUUAUUUUCUUUGCACAAGUUGGAAUGGCCUUAAUUUUGCUUUACUUGCUUCUAUUGUGUAUUGGCACAAAGUGCACCUGUUUGAUUUGCAGAAAUUACGAUGCUCAUUACGAUGCUUAUAAUCUGAGAGUGCACAUCAAAGCAGGAUGAAAAAAAAAAGUUCAGCAAAUCCUUUUUAUUUUUCAUUAAUCUGAGAAACAAUAUUUUGCAUGAGUAUAAAUAAAAUGGCAGAUAUUUUGGCUUGUACAAAAAAAUGUGAAGCAAUUUGAAGAGAAAAAAAGAAUGUACCGUUUCUGCUGUAUCUGUAUAUAUCUAAAUAUUUAUUGAAAUAUGUCAUACUACUAAUUCUAUUAACGAUUAAAGGUUUUCUGGACAAAAAUCUCUUUACCUGUUUUUGAACAUUGUCAAG